AUGACGGAGCAUGCUGGCGAUCGCGCCAUGCUGGACUUUUGUACCUGCUUAACGGACCACCUAUUGGCACGGUUCAUGGGUCUCACAUACGAUGGCGAUGAGCAUUCUUUCGCUGAUGAACAGCUCCUCCAACUAGAAAUCAUGCAAAACAGGAUGUAUGAGCACAAUGUGCUUCGAAUCAAUUACACAAGCUACGAUGUGCGCCGGUUGCAACAUUCCAUCAACCCUCAAACACACCCGGAUAUCAUGGUCCUGUCCCAUGAUGAUGUAGGGCCCAAUGCACACCUCCAUCCAUAUUGGUAUGCACAUGUCCUAAGUAUAUUUCAUGUGAUGGCACGGUAUAUUGGACCGAAGAGCCAGUUAUCAGAGAUGCAACGCAUGGACUUUUUAUGGGUACGAUGGUAUGGGUUGGACCCGGACAUGUGUACGGGUUGGCAUGCUAGGCGACUUCCUGCCGUAGGUUUUGUUCCUGAAACUGAUCCUGACGUGUUUGGCUUCCUCAAUCCGCAAGAGGUAUUGAGGGGUGCUCACCUAAUUCCUGCUUUCCAUCACAGCCUUGCCGAGGGCCUUUUGCAUGCAAAUUCAUGCGCACGCCGGGCAAAUGAGGACCAAGACUGGAACCUGUUCUAUCCCAACAUAUAA
Molecule: messenger RNA, 642 nt
Organism: Heterobasidion irregulare TC 32-1
Lineage: Eukaryota; Fungi; Basidiomycota; Agaricomycetes; Russulales; Bondarzewiaceae
Exons: 2
Coding region: 1-642 (213 amino acids)
Source: RefSeq, a predicted model, not a curated record